CGCGACCUCAGUCAGGCGCGAGCUGAGCUCAGCGCUCGAUCGCCCAAGGCUUCUUCAAGCCAUCGAGCGCUUCAUUGUCCGCUUCCCACGGUCGGCCGUCGAUGGGAUGUCUGGCAUCUCGUCGGCCGAGUAUGCUCGACGGAAGGACAAGACCCAGGCUGCCUAUGAGCUCCAGGUGAAGGGCGCGAAAGAGGGUGCGCUCAGGUGGACCGUCUACGCUCUCGGGCUGGUCACCGCGGCACACUUUACGUUUCCCGGCUUUGCACGCCAGACGUUGGCCGGCAAGGCCUUCCUCGUGAGCUCGGCGAGCAUCUUUGGCAUGGUGACCUGGGCGGAUCACUACUUGCUCCACUACGAAAGCGAGCAGAAAGAGUCCGAGCGUGCCAUGCGUACGCUCGCCAUGGCAGAUAUAGCAGGAGCAGGCGGUGUAGCAACAGAGACGGAGAUCCGUCGAUGGCAAGAGCGUAGACGAGCAGCCAAGCCGGUCGCAUGAAGAGCUGUCCGGGUCCUUCCUCGAGGCCACG
Mixia osmundae IAM 14324 is the source of this 524-nucleotide messenger RNA. RefSeq lists its product as uncharacterized. Lineage: Eukaryota; Fungi; Basidiomycota; Mixiomycetes; Mixiales; Mixiaceae. The record is from RefSeq and is a predicted model, not a curated record. The transcript is spliced from 2 exons. Bases 107 to 493 code for a protein of 128 amino acids.